Triticum aestivum (bread wheat) is the source of this 973-nucleotide messenger RNA. Its product is annotated as germin-like protein 9-3. The transcript has a single exon. NCBI's taxonomy places the organism in Eukaryota, Viridiplantae, Streptophyta, Magnoliopsida, Poales, Poaceae. The record is from RefSeq and is a predicted model, not a curated record. Gene Ontology annotation, molecular function: manganese ion binding. Bases 1 to 633 code for a protein of 210 amino acids.
AUGGCGUCCAUGAACCUGUACUCCUUGGCGCUGCUGGUGGUUGCCCUGGUGUCGGCGCCGAUGGCCGCCGUGGCCGGUGACCCGGACAUCCUCACCGACUUCAUCCCGCCAACGUCGAUGAUCGGCAUGCCCAUGAACAUCACCGGCGACUACUUCACCUACACCGCUUUCGGCCCCGUGCCAUUGCCGCUGCCGACCUUCUCGCUGACCAAGGCCUCCAUGGCGGAGUUCCCCGCGCUCAACGGGCAGAGCGUGUCGUACGCCAGGCUCGUGUUCCCGCCGGGCACCGUGAACCCGACCCACACCCACCCGCGCGCCUCCGAGCUGCUGCUCGUCCUCGACGGUGCCCUCUCCGUCGGCUUCGUCGACACCGCCGGCAAGCUCUACACCAAGGACCUCGUCACCGGCGACAUGUUCAUCUUCCCCAAGGGCCUCGUGCACUACCAGUACAACCAGGGGACAACGAUCGCCGUGGCGCUCUCGGCAUUCGGCAGCGCCAACGCCGGCACCGUGUCCGUUCCUGUCACCGUGUUCGGCACCGGUGUUGAUGACGCCGUGCUCGCCAAGUCGUUCAAGACCGACGUGCCCACCAUCCAGAAGCUCAAGGCGGCGCUCACCCCACCCAAGAAAUAAGCCCGUCCGUGUCUCGUGCCGUAUGUUUGGUGUUGUUCUUGGCACUUUGUCCGCCGUGUUGUGUUUGUGAAUUUGUUUUGCUUGUUGAAAUAACCUACCUACCGAGCUAUGCAGGCAACCAAGUACUGCAUGCACAUGGUACGAGGAAUUUGGUGGUGAAAUGAUGUUGAGAUAUGUGUGUUUGCGAUGUCGUCUUGAUUUGAAUCAAACGGUUUGCGUGUUGAUCUUUGGAACUCAUGAUCUUGACUCUUUGAGUUGUAUAUGUUUGCGAUUUGUAUUGGGUUCUGUGUGGUGAGUUGGUGUACCAUUUUGAAGGCACCGAGGCUGUCUCAUACACAGU